Messenger RNA from Diachasma alloeum, 1227 nucleotides. It is a transcript of the gene shrb, whose product is annotated as charged multivesicular body protein 4b. The transcript is spliced from 4 exons. Gene Ontology annotation, cellular component: ESCRT III complex; cytoplasmic side of plasma membrane; multivesicular body. NCBI's taxonomy places the organism in Eukaryota, Metazoa, Arthropoda, Insecta, Hymenoptera, Braconidae. Gene Ontology annotation, biological process: late endosome to vacuole transport via multivesicular body sorting pathway; vesicle budding from membrane. The coding region runs from base 198 to 863 and encodes 221 amino acids. The record is from RefSeq and is a predicted model, not a curated record.
AAGUGCAUUGAAAACGCCUCUUGCUUAUGACCAUGACGUAUUCUUCUUUGUAUUUGACAAAUGGCAGACAUCUAAAAUAAAGUUUCACUGAAAUUUGCAUUACGACAUACAGAAGUUUGAAGAUUGACAGUUACAUGAUAAUUUGUGGAAUAUAAAGUGCGCUCGUGUCAAAAAAAUUAUCGAGAAGAUUCCAAAAAAUGAGUUUCUUCAGCAAAGUUUUUGGCGGAAAGAAAGAGCCCGCAGGACCAUCAACUACUGAGGCGAUACAAAAAUUGCGUGAAACAGAGGAAAUGCUGAUUAAAAAACAGGAUUUCCUCGAGGGAAAAAUUGAACAGGAGAUUGUAACAGCGAAGAAGAAUGGCACCAAAAAUAAGAGAGCUGCAAUUCAAGCCCUAAAACGAAAGAAGCGGUAUGAGAAACAAUUGCAACAGAUCGACGGCACAUUAUCAACAAUUGAAAUGCAAAGAGAAGCGUUGGAAAGCGCUAACACUAAUACAACCGUAUUACAAACUAUGAAAAAUGCCGCUGACGCUCUCAAAGCUGCUCACCUUCACAUGGAUGUCGAUCAGGUGCAUGACAUGAUGGACGAUAUUGCUGAACAACAAGACGUUGCCAAAGAAAUAUCUGACGCGAUAUCCAACCCAGUUGCCUUCGGUCAUGAUAUUGAUGAGGAUGAGCUUGAGAAAGAGCUCGAAGAAUUGGAGCAACAAGCACUUGAUGAGGAGUUACUGGGUGUUGAAGGAACUGCCGAGCUCCCUGCUGUUCCUGCCUCAACAGAACCUAUGGUACCACCUAAAAAGACAAAAGCGAAAGCAGUGGAAGAAGAUGAUGACCUUAAGCAAUUAGAAGCAUGGGCCUCGUAAGCCGAGGAGAUGAACUAAAUCCGGAAAAAUCUGUUAUCUGCUUAAGAAAUUGAAUAUACUUUUACCAAAGCUUUCACCAGCUUCUAGGAUGAAAGACUCAAAAUACCCUGAAUGAUUUUUUUAUUAAAAGAUCGGGGAUUAGUCUUAAUCGAUAAAAAUUGGGUCAAUUGCGUUCGAAACGUCGAAUUAUUCCAGUGAAUUAUUAUUCUUGAGUUUAGUAACAAUCUUCGCCUAGUGUAAUUAACCAAACAAGCAAAAACAGAUAUAUUUUCUCAUUGAACGAAAAAAUAACGAGCAAUAUUAUUCUGAUGAUUUUCAUGUUUUUAUGUCUAAGUAAUCAGCAAUAAACAGCUAUUGGAUACAA